CUGGCCCAGCCGCUAUUGCGCCGUGCAGUAGUGAGGGCAGGCAGGCUGGAGCAGAGCGUCAAGUGCGCCACGACCGAAGUAGGUCACCGCUCCCUCUUACGUUUCCACCACCCUCCGCGCCUAGGAGCCGGCCGCUCUAACUCGAGGGACUCUCACGAGAGACCACCGCGAAAGCGAUCCUUUCCUUGCGCUGUAGGCCAACACCGUGUCCAGCGAGCCAAGCGGGUUCUCACCAACGGUACCUAGACUCGAAUCCGGCGUCUCCCCUCUUUCAGGAAUUCGCGUUAUUUCUUUCACUCCUUUCUGACCGCCGCGAUCUUUUUCCCGCCAUGUCGGUGGCGGCUGGCGUUAGCGAUGCGGCGAUCGCGAUUCGGGAGAAACUGCGCGGAAGGAUCGCGCAGACGAAGGUGAAGCGGUACUGGCCGGGGAAGGCGCCUGAAUGGGCGGACGACGCGGAGGACGCGCGGGGGGGCGUGUUCGGAGAGGCGGAGGACGAGCGCGAGGACAUCGGGGACCGCCUCACGCGCGUUAGGGUUUCGGAGAACGACGCGCGGCUGAGACGACUGGGGGAGAGCCGGCGGGACAGGGAGGAGGCUGUAGCGCGGCAUCGGGAGAUACGGGCGGCAGAGAUUGUCUCGACGCGGGAGGAGGAGGAGAGGAAGCAGCAGGAGCGGGAGGAGGAGGAGGAGGAAGAGGAGGACGAGGAGGCGAUCGAGGAGAGGCGAAGGAGAAUACGCGAGCGGCUGCUGCAGCGGCAGAGAGAAGAAGAGGAACUGGCGGCUCUGGGGGAGGGCGAGGAGGAGGAGGAGGAGGAGGAGGAGGAGGAGGAGUCGUCGGAGUACGAGACGGAUUCGGAGGAGGAGGGCGGCGGCAUGGCCAUGAUAAAGCCCGUCUUCGUGCCCAAGGGCGAGCGCGACACCGUGGCGGAGAGGGAGCGCGCGGAGCAGGAGGAGCGCGAGCUGGAGGAGGCGGUGAGGCGCCGCGUGGAGGAGCGCAAGGCGGAGACGCGGCAGCUCGUGGUGGAGGAGGUGCGGCGUGACGAGGAGAAGGAGCAGCGCCGCGCGGAGGACGGCGGGGGGGACGGCGGGGAGGGGGGCGCGGAGGACGUGGAGACGGACGACGAGACGGAUGCGGAGGCGGAGUUCGAGCGGUGGCGCGCGCGCGAGAAGGCGCGCGUGCGGCGGGAGCGCGAGGAGCGCGAGGCGGUGGCGCGCGAGAAAGAGGAGCGCGAGCGCGUGGCGCGCAUGACGGAGGAGCAGCGGCGCGAGUGGGAGCGGCGCAACCCCAAGGUGGUGGCAGGCGGCGGGGCAAAGAAGAAGUGGAAGUUCAUGCAGAAGUACUACCACAAGGGCGCCUUCUUCCAGGCCGGCGCCGACGACAAGGGCGGCACGGCGGGCACGGACGAGAUCUUCACGCGCGACUACUCGGAGGCCACCGGCGAGGACAGGCUGGACAAGAGCGCGCUGCCCUCCGCCAUGCAGGUGAAGCACUUUGGGCGCAGUGGGCGCAGCAAGUGGACACACCUGGUCAACGAGGACACCACCGAGUGGGACACUCCGUGGACGUACAGCGACGCCCUGCGGGCGCGGUACAACAACAAGAUGGCGGGGAUGGACAAGCCGCUGGAGAAGCCCAAGGGCAGCAAGAAGCUAAAAAACGCACUCAACGACACAUGACGCCCGCGAUGCCAUGUCGCAGAGCAGUGCCAAGGCUGGACAAGAUUCCCUCCGGUGCGAUGGUCUCUUACUGGAUGCUGCUUUUUUAUAGCGUGCUGUAUGCCGUUCUUUAUUUGGGCUAAGUUUUUCUUCUGCUGUACCUUGUCACUGUCAAACAUAUAUUGUUAUGUUUGUAUAGACUGUAUAGGUUUGUGUCUUAGAGGGUACAGUUUCUAGGUUAUAUUCCCUUGUACUCUCCCA
This is a messenger RNA of Closterium sp. NIES-67, 1916 nucleotides long. Lineage: Eukaryota; Viridiplantae; Streptophyta; Zygnematophyceae; Desmidiales; Closteriaceae. The record is from the annotation of a GenBank genome assembly.